Molecule: messenger RNA, 1407 nt
Organism: Lasiosphaeria miniovina
Lineage: Eukaryota; Fungi; Ascomycota; Sordariomycetes; Sordariales; Lasiosphaeriaceae
Product: cutinase-domain-containing protein
Exons: 4
Coding region: 125-1213 (362 amino acids)
Molecular function (GO): hydrolase activity
Source: RefSeq, a predicted model, not a curated record
AGUGCGAAGAGGUUACACAAGAGAGAAAGCGCAGCCAACCGGGGGACGAGAGCUGAGCAGCUGCAAAAUUGCAAAUUUGGGGCAAAACACCAAACAUCUGCCUCGACUCCUCGAGUGGUCAAAAAUGAGAUGGCAGUGGAGUCGGAAAUGUUUGCAUGAAGGUCAAUUCCCAGCAGUCGCCUCCGUGCACUUGACGGUAAUUUAUGGCGCAAGCGUUUCUAGCAACAUCCCGACCUCGGCUCGUGCGCAUUCGCGGUUCGUCAGUCGUCACCCCCUCCGCCACGAGAGAGCACCCCGAGUCCAGCCGAAGAAGAUGAGAGGAACCGCCACCGCACUAGCCGUGGCCGCCAUGGCCGCCGUGGUCCAGGCCGUGUCCAACACAACGUCGCUGAACACGACAUGCGUCACAGGCGUCUACAUGCUCGUCGCGCGCGGCAGUAGCGAGCUGCCGGGGCUCGGCCUGAUGGGCGGUGUCGCGCAAAAGGUGUCGCAGGCCAUACCCGGGUCCGCCAUUGUGCCCAUCGACUACCCGGCCACCUUUGCCGACUACGUCAAGUCAGAGGUCUCGGGCGCCCUCGCCAUAAGCUCCGCCGUUGAAUCCUACACCCACCUGUGCCCAAAGGCCAAGAUCGCGCUGCUAGGCUACUCGCAGGGCGGCCAGGCCGUCAUGGACUCGCUGUGCGGCAAUAGCGAGGUCGGCUUUGUCGUCACUCCCGACCUUGCAGACGUUUACGAUUCGGUUGUCAUUGCGGCAGUGACUUUCGGCGACCCGAGCCACAUCAUCAACGUCCCAUGGGACCGCGGAACUAGCAACAAGACGGGCCUCUUCCCCCGCAAGAACAUAACCGCCUGCGAGCCCUUCUCGGACCAGAUCCGCGGGUGGUGCGAUUCAGGGGACACGUAUUGCGACUCGGGAACCAACAGAGCUGUCCACGGCAGCUACUUUGCCAACUACACCACUGAUGUAGUCGACUUCGUCGUCAGUAAAUUCAACGCGUCCGCCGCAUCGACGUCGACGUCAACGACAACAACGGCAGCUCCGUCCACCAGCACGGCUCCCACCAGCACCAGCACCAGCGGCAGCACCAGCACCAGCACGACCAUCACUUCCACAGGCGCGCCGUCUCCCACUAGUGCAGCAGCCAGUCUCACCCCGUCACUAGCUACGUUUGCGUCGCUUGUUCUCUCUGUUCUGUAUAUGGCGAUGUUGUGAUAGCCGACUCGACCGACAAUUUCCGAGUCAUGAAUGGAUUGGCCGUGUUAAUACGGAGGUUCUUACCCCGGCAAACGCCACAUGAGUUGGAAUGUAAUCACGUCAGGAAAGUUCGGUUUUGGGUAGUCUGAUAGGCAGAGCAUUUCAGACAUUAUGGUGUUGGCCAAAAAGUACAUACGCUCUCUCCCUGCAAU